Messenger RNA from Dromiciops gliroides (monito del monte), 3120 nucleotides. RefSeq names its product transcription factor 7 like 2 (gene TCF7L2). Gene Ontology annotation, molecular function: DNA-binding transcription factor activity, RNA polymerase II-specific; RNA polymerase II cis-regulatory region sequence-specific DNA binding. Gene Ontology annotation, biological process: regulation of transcription by RNA polymerase II; canonical Wnt signaling pathway. The coding region runs from base 641 to 2530 and encodes 629 amino acids. The transcript is spliced from 15 exons. NCBI's taxonomy places the organism in Eukaryota, Metazoa, Chordata, Mammalia, Microbiotheria, Microbiotheriidae. Gene Ontology annotation, cellular component: catenin-TCF7L2 complex; beta-catenin-TCF complex. The record is from RefSeq and is a predicted model, not a curated record.
UGCCAGAAAGGAUCAUUGUUAGUUUCUCUAGCUCUUUCCCCCUCCCAGCGCUGUUUAUUUAUGCACACGUAACCCGGCUUGGCCCCGCCCCCUCCUGCAUCUCAUUAAGGGGCUAGUGUGUUUCUCUCUCCCUGUCAAUAAUCUAGGCUCCCAGACUUCUCCGUUUCUCCGGAUUUCGAUCCCCCUUUUUCUAUCUGUCAAUCAGCGCCGCCUUUGAACUGAAAAGCUCUCAGUCUAACUUCAACUCACUCAAAUCCGAGCGGCACGAGCUCCUUCUAUAUCUACGGCUCCCCCCCACCCCCCUUUGCUCUUUAUAUCUGACUUCUUGUUGUUGUUGGUGUGUUUUUUUACCCCCUUUUUUAUUUAUUAUUUUUUUUGCACAUUGAUCGGAUCCUUGGGAGAGAGAGAAAAAAGGAACCCAAACUCACGCGUGCAGAAGGAGAAGAGAUUUCCCCCCCUCCCCUCCCCUCCUCCCUCUUUUCCCCUCCCCAGGAGAAAAAGACCCCAAAUCAAAAACUUCACCUUGGACUCUUCUUUUUCUUGCAACAUAUUUUUGGCAAAACUUUUUUUUUUGUAAUUUUUUCCCCCGUUUUACCCCCCUUUAUUUUUCUUCCAAAAUUGCUGCUGGUGGGUGAAAAAAAUGCCGCAGCUGAACGGCGGUGGAGGAGAUGACCUAGGCGCCAACGAUGAGCUGAUCUCCUUCAAAGACGAAGGGGAGCAGGAGGAAAAAAUCUCGGAGAACUCCUCGGCCGAGAGGGAUUUAGCUGAUGUCAAAUCGUCCCUAGUCAAUGAAUCAGAAACGAAUCAAAACAGCUCCUCAGAUUCCGAGGCGGAAAGACGGCCCCCGCCUCGAUCCGAAAGUUUCAGAGAUAAAUCCAGAGAAAGUUUAGAAGAAGCCGCGAAGAGGCAAGAUGGAGGGUUGUUUAAGGGGCCACCGUACCCUGGUUAUCCCUUCAUUAUGAUACCCGACUUGACUAGCCCGUACCUCCCCAACGGAUCCCUCUCUCCGACGGCAAGAACACUCCAUAUUCAGUCGGGGAGCACACAUUACUCUGCGUACAAAACGAUUGAACACCAGAUUGCAAUUCAGUAUCUCCAGAUGAAAUGGCCACUGCUUGAUGUUCAAGCAGGGAGCUUACAGAGUAGACAAGCCCUCAAGGAUGCAAGGUCUCCAUCUCCAGCACACAUCGUUUCUAACAAAGUGCCCGUUGUGCAGCACCCUCACCAUGUACACCCUCUUACGCCGCUUAUCACAUACAGCAAUGAGCACUUCACCCCAGGAAACCCACCUCCACACUUACCAGCCGACGUAGAUCCCAAAACAGGAAUUCCACGACCUCCACACCCUCCAGAUAUAUCUCCUUACUACCCGCUCUCGCCUGGCACCGUAGGACAAAUCCCCCAUCCGCUAGGAUGGUUAGUACCACAGCAAGGUCAACCAGUUUACCCAAUCACAACGGGAGGAUUCCGGCAUCCCUAUCCAACAGCUCUGACUGUCAAUGCUUCCAUGUCAAGGUUUCCUCCUCAUAUGGUCCCACCACAUCAUACUUUACACACAACUGGAAUUCCUCAUCCAGCCAUAGUCACACCAACAGUCAAACAGGAAUCUUCCCAGAGUGAUGUUGGCUCACUCCAUAGCUCGAAACAUCAGGACUCCAAAAAAGAAGAAGAAAAGAAAAAGCCUCACAUAAAGAAACCUCUUAAUGCAUUUAUGUUGUAUAUGAAGGAAAUGAGAGCAAAAGUUGUAGCAGAAUGUACAUUGAAAGAAAGCGCAGCCAUCAACCAGAUCCUUGGUCGAAGGUGGCACGCCUUAUCCAGAGAAGAACAAGCUAAAUACUACGAGCUCGCAAGAAAGGAACGACAGCUUCACAUGCAGCUUUACCCAGGCUGGUCUGCACGGGAUAACUAUGGGAAGAAGAAGAAGAGGAAAAGGGACAAGCAGCCAGGAGAAACUAACGAACACAGCGAAUGUUUCCUAAAUCCUUGCCUUUCACUUCCUCCGAUUACAGACCUGAGCGCUCCUAAGAAAUGCCGAGCGCGCUUUGGCCUUGAUCAACAGAAUAACUGGUGCGGUCCCUGCAGGAGAAAAAAAAAGUGCGUUCGCUACAUACAAGGUGAAGGCAGCUGCCUCAGUCCACCCUCUUCAGAUGGAAGCUUAUUAGACUCCCCUCCUUCUUCUCCUAACAUGCUAGGCUCCCCUACCAGAGACUCCAAACCACAGACUGAACAAACCCAACCUCUCUCGCUUACAUUGAAACCUGACUCCCUGGCCCACCUCACAAUGAUGCCGCCGCCGCCGCCAGCCUCUCUCCUCUUGGCUGAGAGUGCCCACAGCAAGCCCAGCGCUUUGGCUGUCUCCGCUGCCCACUGUCAGAAUGGGGCCCUGGAUCUGCCGCCUUCCACUUUACAGCCAUCAGCUGCCCCCUCAUCGUCUCUAGCACAGCCGUCGACAUCUUCCUUACAUUCCCACAAUUCUUUGGCCGGGACCCAGCCCCAGCCACUGUCCCUUGUAACCAAGUCUUUAGAAUAGCUUUAGCUUUGCUAGCCCUGGUUUUUUGUUUGUUUUCCUUUUUGUUUUCAUUUCUUCUUUCUUUUUUUUUUUUGAGGAUUUUUUUUGGUCUUUUUUUUUUUUUAAUCUUGUGCCACAUGGCUACAUUAGUUGAUGUUUAUCGAGUUCAUUGGUCAAUAUUUGACCCAUUCUUAUUUCAAUUUCUCCUUUUAAAAAUAUGUAGAUGAAGAGAGGAAACCUCAUGAUUCUACCAAAAUUUUUAUCAACAGCUGUUUAAAGUCUUUGUAGCGUUUAAAAAAAAAUAUAUAUAUACAUAACUGUUAUGUAGUUCUGAUAGCUUAGUUUUAAAGACUGAUUUAAAAAGACAAAAAGAAGCAAUUUUGAAGCAGCCCUUUGCAGAAGGCGUUGGUUCUUUAUUAUUUGUAUUAAAUACGAGCUUGCGAACCAAUCAUUUUACAUCUCGUUUUUUAAACCAUAAGGGCCAAUGAAUGCAGUGCAUGACUUUUUUUUUUCUGUGUGAAAACAACUUUCUUGUGAUGUUGUUAUUGUUUAAAUGUAAAUAAACAAAGGGUUAAAAUGUGUUAAUAUACCUUGUUCCAUGGUGUUGUUCU